Drosophila rhopaloa is the source of this 1253-nucleotide messenger RNA. It is a transcript of the gene zuc, whose product is annotated as mitochondrial cardiolipin hydrolase. The record is from RefSeq and is a predicted model, not a curated record. Gene Ontology annotation, biological process: piRNA processing. Gene Ontology annotation, molecular function: RNA endonuclease activity producing 5'-phosphomonoesters, hydrolytic mechanism. Gene Ontology annotation, cellular component: mitochondrion. The transcript has a single exon. Lineage: Eukaryota; Metazoa; Arthropoda; Insecta; Diptera; Drosophilidae. Bases 60 to 842 code for a protein of 260 amino acids.
GUCCCACUUAGAGCGAUAUUUAAAGCGCAGUACUUUCAAAAAAAUAAAAUUAUAAUAAAAUGUUGAAUACCGCAUUAUUUAUGCAGCAGAUCCGAGAGCAUCCCAUUGUGGCCACCAUCAGCAUUGCCGCCGGCACCAUCCUGGCAUCAGAGGUGAUCUGGAAGGCGGUUAAGUUCUUUCAUAGCCAACUUUCGGGAAAAAGGCCCCUCCGCGUGCACGAAGUGCUCUCCUUCAAUGAGCUUGGCGACAUCUGCGCAGCGCAGCAUCUUCGGAAGAGCAUGCCGGGUUCACCGGAAUUGACGAAAUCGCCGGAACCGAUUGUGUUGCAGUGCCGAAACAUGUACUGCUCCCUGAGGAAUGUUGGCAAGAUAGUGGAGCAGAUCGAUCGUGCGGUGUACUCCCUUGACGUAGCCAUCUACACCUUCUCUUCUCUAAUUCUGGCCGACGCCUUUAAGAGAGCUCUACAGCGUGGCGUGAGUGUCAGGAUCAUCAGCGACCGGGAGAUGGUCUUCUCCUCCGGAUCACAGAUCAAUGUCCUGGCCUGCCUUGGAGUGCCGGUGCGCAUGCCUAUCACCUCGAAAAUGAUGCACAACAAGUACUGUGUAAUAGAUGGAGUGGAGCGCGUGGAGGAGAUCCGGCGGCUCAAACAGCGCAAGUGGAUUCGUCCAUACUGCAGCGUCGUGGUCAGCGGUUCCGUCAACUGGACACGGCAGGGAUUCGGAGGCAACUGGGAGAACUGCAUCCUCAGUGAGGACAAGGAAUUGGCGCGAAUGUUUCAGGCAGAUUUCACGCGCAUGUGGAAGGCCUUCGAGAAGUCCGAGAAUAACUUAAAGCAGGAAUAGUUAAUCAAAAAUUCUUUAAACUUUGAUAGCGGCAGCUCAUUUCCAAAUGGGUGAAAUUUCACUCCACCAAAUUAACAUUCGUUCCUUUCAGAACCAUACAACUAAACAAUUAAUAAUACUUCAAUUUCCAGUUCCUACAUUCUGCAGAUGUCAAACAUUCGUACAAUAAUUAGGCUUUACAUUAAGAAAUGCAAAGAUUUCUACCAAAAAUAGCACGCAAUGAAAUAUGCAAUAAUUUUUCUUUCGAUGAAGUAUAAUGUAAAAAGUUACCUAGAUUUUAUGUUAAACGCCUUAUGAUCCUAUAUACGUAAAGGCAUUUGUUAUUGUUAAUUAAGUCAGUAACAGAAAGUUUUAAGCUACAAAUGUUCAGACUAUGAUUAUGAUGACAUGAAUCAAAACGACUCUAAACUA